Molecule: messenger RNA, 2340 nt
Organism: Phacochoerus africanus (Common warthog)
Lineage: Eukaryota; Metazoa; Chordata; Mammalia; Artiodactyla; Suidae
Product: carcinoembryonic antigen-related cell adhesion molecule 7-like
Exons: 8
Coding region: 130-1446 (438 amino acids)
Biological process (GO): regulation of immune system process; signal transduction
Cellular component (GO): cell surface; plasma membrane
Molecular function (GO): protein tyrosine kinase binding
Source: RefSeq, a predicted model, not a curated record
CCCAGGAGGACGUCCAGCACAGAGGGAGGAAGGACAGCAGAGCUCACACAUCAGACAGCAGUGCUUGUGGGCCUUUCUGGAGCAGAAACUCUUCUCUGACAGGUAGGGACACAGCAGGCAGCAGGCACCAUGGAGCCCCCCUCAGCCCCUGCCCACAGAGGGCAUGAACCUUGGCACAGGCUCCUGCUGGCAGUCUCACUCCUAAGCUUCUGGAACCUGCCCGCCACUGCCCAGAUCACUAUUGAAUCAGUGCCCUUCAAUGUCGCAGAAGGAAGCGAUGUUCUUCUACUUGCCCACAAUGCGACAGAGGAUCCUCUAGGCUACAGCUGGUACAGAGGAGAUACAGCAGAGAAAAACCAACUAAUUAUAUUAUAUAGAGUAGACACUCAAGCAAAUACCACAGGGCCUGCAUACAGUGGUCGAGAGAUAAUCUACCCCAAUGGAUCCCUGCUGUUCCAGAAUGCCACCCAGAAUGACACAGGAUACUACACUCUGACGGUUACAAAGAAUGAUUUACAGAGAGAAAUUGUAACUGGACUACUCCGUGUAUACCCGGUGUUACCCAGGCCCAUCAUCACCAGCAACAACCCCAACCCCGUGGAGCACGAGGACACUGUGAUGUUAACAUGUGAACCUGAGACUCAGCACACAACCUACAGGUGGUGGAUCAACAACCAGAGCCUCUCCAACAGCACCAGGCUGCAACUGUCCGAGGACAACAGGACACUCACUUUAUUCAACGUCACCAGAAAUGACACAGGACCCUAUGAGUGUGAAACCCAGAACCCAGUGAGUGCCACCCGCAGUGACCCAUUCACCCUGAAUGUUAUCCACCCAGUGGCAAAGCCCAUCAUCGAAGCCAACAGCACCAGCGUCACAGAACACGAGGACACCGUGGUCCUGAAAUGCCUCACAAAUGACACCGGGGUCUCUUUACGCUGGCUCUUCAAUGGCCAGAGUCUACUGCUCACAGAGAGGAUAAAACUGUCCCAGGACAACGGCACCCUCACCAUAGAACCCGUCAGGAGGGAGGAUGCUGGGAAUUAUCAGUGCGAGGCCUCCAACCUGGGCAAUUCCAACAAAAGUGACCCCCUCAGGCUGGAUGUGAAAUUUGAUUCAGCACCAGGAAGUUCUUCUGGCCUCUCAGGUGGUGCUAUUGCUGGCAUCGUGAUCGGAGUCCUGGCUGGGGUAGCUCUGAUAGCAGGCCUGGUGUAUUUCCUGUUUAUCAGAAAAAUUGGAGGGGCAAGUGACCAGCGCCAACUCACAGAGAACAAAUCCUCAGACUUCAACCACAUUCAGGACCACUCUGACAAACUGUCCAAGAAGAUUGAUGAAGUUACAUAUUCUUCCCUGAACUUCAAUGCCCAGAAAUCAAAGAAACCUACUUCAGCACUUCCAUCUCCAUCAGCCACAGAAACAGUUUAUACAGAAGUGAAAAAGAAGUAAUGCAACCAGUCCUGCUCGCUGCACUGCUGACUUAUUCCAAGCUUCUCAGCCCCAUCCCCAGGAGACCCCUUUCCCCUCAGGGAAAAUGGGAAGAGGGUCUUUCCCCCUCUUCAUUCCCCAGUGAGGCUCGACCAGGCUGCCUGGUCACAGCCUCCUCCUUCGGUGUCAGUAGAUGAAAAGGCACAUGUAGGAGGAGGUCUGCAGGAAACCCAACAGUCCUUGUCAGUGACAUGUGGCAAAGCAGAUCUUGGGAGAGAGGUGCCAGGGCCUCUGCCCCUCCCCAUUUCCUGACCUAAACUGGUUUUAAACUUGCCUGUUCAGAAAACACUCAUUCCUUCCCACCUCAGCCCUGUCCUACUGGAGUCUAAUUUGAAUGUGACAUAACUUUGAGUUAUGUCCUUAACCACUGAAGAGCAUGUGCCAGAAAAGAAGAGAGAGAAAAGGAAAUAGAAAAGAAUUUCCUAGCUCUCUAAAGCGUGGUGUGAACCCACCAUUCACGGGAAAAUACAUACAUAAGCAAUUCUGAACUGGGAAAUUCUACACCUUUGUUCAUUGUCAGGGUUGUCUCUCUGGAGGACCAGGGCCUAAACACCUUGCUGCUUAUUUAGAAUACCACCUAUGUCCUUUGGAAAACCUGUCUUCAGAGAACCUACUAGAAGCAACAGAAAACAACCUCUCAAAGUUCAUAAGUGAGUCCUAAUGGAAACUUCAAAAAUGCAUAUACUCUUUUUUUUUCAUUUUUUUUAUUACUCAAAUGAAUUUAUCACAUAUGUAAAAAAAUGCAUAUACUCUUUUAAUAACUUUAAAGUAUGGGGUUUAUCCAAGAAAAUACUCAUAGAGGCAGUCUGCUCUUUUUUUUUUCUUUGUUUUUUUUAGUGCCGCACCUGUGGCAUA